This is a messenger RNA of Toxoplasma gondii ME49, 3123 nucleotides long. RefSeq names its product rhoptry kinase family protein ROP40 (incomplete catalytic triad) (gene ROP40). NCBI's taxonomy places the organism in Eukaryota, Apicomplexa, Conoidasida, Eucoccidiorida, Sarcocystidae. The transcript is spliced from 3 exons. The record is from RefSeq and is a predicted model, not a curated record. Bases 1013 to 2590 code for a protein of 525 amino acids.
UGGAGUGUAUUCUGGGAGUUGGGCUACCGGUUUAGAUCUUGAAGGUCUAUUUUGGCACUCUAGUUCCCAGUGCUAAUCUGUACGGAAUACUUCGGUCUGGUCGCAGGCGUGUUACUGGGCACCACAGACCGUUCUCUGCUGCUUGAGGUACUUAGUGUAGAAAUGAAUGUAUGCAAUCUGGCUGUUGCAUCAUGUUGUGCACAGCGACAGGUGGACACCAUCACUAGGUGACGAUAAAAAGAUGCAUUAGCUCUAAUGCGUACAGAAGAACCCCGAAAACUUGCAGUGCUGGAUAAGGGUUUGGCAUUUCUCCCUGAGAGAGAGCAUGGAGGCCAUGGCAUUUUGCUCGCAUAUUCAACCGAUUCAAACAAAAAAAAAACGGAACGAUCGAGGGCUGCAGUGCUCUCCCUCUCCUCGUAUUCCUUUCAUGGGGAAGCCGGCGUCCAGCAACUUAGGAAAUGGCUUGAACAAGACGGAAACAGUGACACCCGAGGUCUUUCUCAUAGUCAAUCUGUACCGUACACGCUCCCGGGCAGACCUGUCUGGCUCCACAGUGUGGAAAUACAAAUAUCCGUCGCUCUACAUGGGGCCGGACAGUUGUGUCUUAUUUCAAAGAGUAGUUCAGUUGACUUAAACACCGAUCCGGGCAGUGCAGAUGUGUCUUGAACACAAGGUGUACUUCCGAACGUAGUGAAAACCCCGGCAACAGUGCGUUCAGCAACAAGGGGGCCAAUUACAUGACUCGCUGCAGGCACUGCAAACGAUACUUUGAAAGCGUCGUGCACCGCACUGCGGUUUGCCCUUCACGAGGUGGCUGUAAAGUGUACAGCUGUAAGGGAGGCAAGGACGAGGAACAACUUCUGGAGAUAUGUGGUUUAUGUGGUAGCUGAUAGGGUCACACAGACGGGUGCGUUCGGAGAGGUGUUUACCUUCUAGUUCAACGAGACAGAAUUCACUCUCGUGCUGCUGCCCGGCGCUUCUGUCACUUGUCCCGUUGGAGAGACCUUGGCGCAUGACACCGUCGACUUGCUGCUUUGGAGUUUUGUUUCAGAGCUUUAGGGGUAAUUCCGCGUCUGCGUCCGAGGAGUCAUGUCUUGGGGGGGGCCACCCUGACGGGACUACCGCAACCGUUUUCCGACCGAAGACCUUCCAGGCACUGGGGCUCGCCACGGAUUCUGACAGUGAGCCAGAGGGAAGGGGCGGUUACCAACGACUGACAGAGUCGACUCGGCGAAAGAAGAAAGCGACUGGACGCAUUGCCUCUCUCUUUGGCCGAGGCAGAGGCAAAGGGGAUGAGGAGGCAUCAGGCGAUGAAGGCGCCAGCGGAGGAAAAGAACAGCCACUCGGUCCCCCCUCUGGUAUUCCACGGCGCCGUCGGUUCUGGCAGAAAGAACACGUGGAGCCCGAGGAUGCAGUGGUAAGGGCGUUUCGCAGGUUCUUGAAAUACAGAGUAUUGGAUGUGGAAACCAUAGAGGGAGCUCCCUCACAGUUGGAUCGAUCGUCUUGGACGCCUUCACCGCCGUUCUUUCAGCCAGGAGAGGGGUCGUCGAAAGCCGUCGAGUAUUUCGUCAAACAGCAGACACCAGCGUUAACUGACGAGAUGCAUAAACUAUUGGAAGUUGUCGACCCAGUUAUGCCUCCCGGCAGGCCGCUUCAGAUGUCGAGUCCGUCCUCGAAACGAACCACCCACUUCGAAAGGGGCCCCAUGCUGAGGACAGAUUUCUUUGCACUGACAGUUGACCACCAGCCUUUCAAUAUGAGGAUAUUCCCGUUGCCUGGCGGAUUCGAAGGGGAACAGAAGGUGGAACAAUACAAAAAAGUUAUGCUAAAUGAACAGAAGGUUUUAAGCAUAUUUGGUGUUGCGGAUGGUAAGAAAGUCAGCAAUGCCUAUCACUGUUAUCUUCCAGUCGAAGAAGUCUUUUUUGGAAAGGGACAGCAGGUGAUCUCACUUGGUCCAAGCUUAAAAAUGCCCAGUGUUGUUUUUCUGUACCCGAGCGCAAGCGCGACGCUCGGUCAAGUCGCUGAGGCGAUAAAACUAGCAGCUCAACAGCAGGGAACUGCACUUGUCGCUCAGGCUGCCCAGCUGCACAUUACACUGCAACUCAUCAAGUUGGUCGCGAUCACCACCUCAAAAGGGAUCCUGCUAAGAAGGCUCUCACUUGAAAAUUUCCUUUUGAGGGGGGAUGGGGUGGUUUUUUUGAGUGGCUUUUCUGAACUCGUAAACGAAAAGGAAAUUUUUUACGAAACAGAGGAUGGGACCCUUGUUACACAGCCACCGACGCGGACUUCCCGCGGAAGACGUUUCACCCCUGCAGACAACAGCUGUGAUUUAGGACUUGUCAUCUUUAGUUUGUGGUGCAACGGUUCGCCUCCUGAGAGAGAGCCAAGUGGAUGGGUCAACCUGGAUUUCUCGAGUUGCGAGUCAGAGGUGCCGGUGCUUGUCCAGCAAAUAAUUUGCGGGUUGUGCAGGGCCCACGGCUACCCUCCUCAGAACGCUUUCCAAACCCUUGGGAGUCACGAGUUUAAACAACUGAGGCAAUUGUACCGAGACGUGGAACAACGUGCUGAGGUACAUUUAUUAGUGGAAUGACAUCAUUAGCUCAGGACUGUUGGUUCAUUGACCCCCCGUGAGGCGCGUUGGUGUAGUCGCGAAACAUGUCGCGGAUGGUCAGAGAAUGACUGUGAACGGCAAAAACGCAUUUGUACCUCUGUGAACGCGGGUUUUGCUCGGUCUGGGGUUGUUUGUCCUUCGCCUCAGAUACUGCCUUGACUGCACACGAUGUGCAGUAGUUCUAUUCAUGCAGGUGGACAGCAAAGUGAUUCGACACACCACGCACUUGCCAAGUAACUCCCUGGUUCGUACCACCGGUUUUGAGUGUGACUGCUGCAACGGCCGAGUGUAUCUUUUUUUUCGACGACUCAUCGUUUCGUUCGGCAAUGCUUGUGGUUCAUUCCGCACCGGCGACUUAGUAGCCUGCAUAGAGAGAGGUUUAGUACCAUGUUGAUUGUCACUUACAAUCAUAAACCGUUAAGGCAGUGAGUUAGGAUGUCUGUAUCAUGAAUUGAAUUAACCAUUCCAAAACUCUAAAUUGUUGAUAAGGACUCGUCGUACGUCGUUGACCA